Molecule: messenger RNA, 3919 nt
Organism: Liolophura sinensis
Lineage: Eukaryota; Metazoa; Mollusca; Polyplacophora; Chitonida; Chitonidae
Product: coiled-coil domain-containing protein 158-like
Exons: 25
Coding region: 143-3919 (1258 amino acids)
Source: RefSeq, a predicted model, not a curated record
ACGGAUAGGUUUGACGAGCUUUAAGUUUCAUUAAUGAAUUUAUCACUUAAAACUUUAACAGUUGUCAGUAUGUUGACUUUGCGCCAACCCAGUAGUAAACACAAAAUCUUCGUAUAAUUACUGCUGGUAGAAGGCAGUAAAAAUGGCGUCUGAGACAGUAUGUUUGUCGAGUGUAGACGAUCUACUGACGGCUAAGAACACCGAUAUGGAUGCGCCUACGAGCAACACGAACAACUCAUUUAGUCCUGCCGGUCCAUUGGUUUCUGUAAAACCUGGAUUUAACAAAGGCUCAAGUACUGAGUUUGCUGAGCAGAUUAAACGUUUGGAGUGUGAGUGGCAUCGAUUUGCUGCCAUCGCAAGUGCGAUAAACUCGGAAGAGGGGUCGUUUUCAGCUGUUCCAAGUCCACCCCGACAAAACGAUGGGGUCAAAAGUGCAACACAUCCCGAGAGUCCAUCUGUGGGAGCACCCUCCCCCUUAUCUAAGUCCACCCUGGCUGCUCUGAUGGAUGUACAGGCUGACCAGAAGACCAUAGAAGAGCUAAGGGCACAGCUGGAAUGUCAACGGAGUGAGGCCGAGCGACUCCAAAGACAGCUAACAGAGGGGUUCUUGACAUCGCGGGUUACCUCAGCCCACCUACCCUUUUCCCUGACCUCACACUCACACAGCCCAGCCCGGGCUGGUCUGCCAGGGUCUAGUAGGGCAUUCACCACCGUGCCCACAUCAGUGCCCACCUCAUCUCUGACAGGGCAGACCCCACUCAGGGGGUCAUUUGGCAAUCAACCCCCGUCCCAUCUGGAGAAGGCGCUGAAAGAAUCACAGGAACAAGUGUUGUCACUACGGAGGAGGUUAAUUGAGGCUAAUCAGUGUGGAGAACAACAGACUAAAGAGUUUCGUUCAACAAUCGAAGACCUUAAAUUCAAAUUGCAGGAGACAGUGGUGAAUAGAGACAGGGUCUUGGAGCUGAGACAGAAGGAGGCAAGCUGUCAAGAGAGCCUGAUUGCAAAACUGGAGAGUAAUAUACAGGAGCUACAGGAGGCAAAGAGACGACAGGAUCUAACCAUUCAAGAAGGAAACAAGAAAGUGGCUGAGCUUCAUCACCAUGGUUACCUGACGGACUCGGCCCUAAGUCAGAUACGCCUAUUACUGUCUGAUGCAGAGAGAAAGCGGGGCAAGCCAUAUUGUGAGCCUGAACCGAUUUCCAGACAAAACCCGACUGCCUUGGUUCACACUCUGGAGAAAUGUCUACAGGAUUUUGACAAGGAAAUAGACUUGAAGAAGUUCAAUAUUGAUAAGUUACAGAGGGAUUUCUCAGAGGCUCAAGCUGAGCACAGUCGUCAAGUUGAAGGGCUAACCAAGCAUUACCAGGACAGAAUCAGUCAGCUGGUAACAGAUCAUGCCCAACAGUUAGAGGGUGCCAUGGAGAGAGCAAACAAUGCUAAGGAACAGUCAACAAGUUUACAGACAGAACUGGAUCUUCUCAAGAAACAAUACGAUCAACAGGUAGGGUUACGAGAUGAAACAAUACGUGCCCAGGAGGCUCAGCUGGAACAGUACAAAUUGAAGCAUGAGACAGACAGACAGAACUGGGCACAGCAGAGGGUGGAGCUAGAGCAGAGGAUCCAGGAGCUGGAGGAGCAGUUAUGUUCAAACAGACAGGAAAGGGUGGAGCUUGAAGGUCUGCUUAGUAAUCAGCAGUCAAAGAUUACCCAAUAUGAAGUCGAGCUGGAAACUUUACAAGAUGGCAACAGCUCCAAGCUGAAGACCUAUGAAGACUUAGGGCAAUGUAAGACAAGAUUAGAGAAGCAGGUGGCUGACCAGCAGAAGGAAAUAGUUCAACUGGAAAAACUACUGGCAUUGUCAAAGCAGGAGUCAAGCUUACAGCUUCAAAACCAGGCGGCCACAUUUGAGAAGUUUGAGAAAGAAAAGGCAAGUGAGCGGGUUAACAUUCUGACCAAUCAGCUGUCAGCAAUGUCACAGAAAGCUGAUUCAGCCAUUUUGGAUUUAGGAGUAGCUCGCACCGAAGUGAAUACUCUGAAGUUACAAGUUACAGAGUUGACAGACAAAUUACAAGCGACAGUGUCAGAGUUGAAGGCCACAACAGAGUCCAAAGGUCACCUUCAGAAAGGCUUGGAUGAUAAAACAGUUGAAAUACACCGUCUCAGUGAGGAAAGAGACUAUUACUGCCACCUGGUGGACGAAAAGAAUAGUGAAUUAGGGGAGAUAAAAUCUGAGAGAGACAAAGUUGUCAUCCAGCUGGAGGAAAAUGAUCGCAACCUGAAGACUAUUUAUCAGCAGUCUACCAACCUGUCACAGAUUGUUGAAAUUAACAGCAAGGCCAGUGAUACCGUACGUGAAGAAAAAGAGAACCUUUUAAAGCAACUUACUGAAAAGACAGCUUCGCUGGAGGAGCUGAAACUUGUUUCAGAAAACGCAACCAAGAAACUUAAGUCAAGAGAAAAGAAACUGAAAGAGCUAGAAUCUGAGAAACAGAGACAUUCGCUGAAUUCUGAAGCCAUGAAGCAUGAUGUUAUACGGCUUCGCCAGGAGAGGGACAAAGCUGUUGAGGAGUUGAAGCAAUACAAGUACCAUGCCACAGCUGUGAAGGAAGAGCAUGCAAAACAGUUGACAACACUGCAAGCUGACAAGAAAAAGGUGGAGAAUGAAUUGAAGAAGAUGCGUUUAAAGUAUAAAGCAUUUGAAGGGGAGUUGAAACGAAGGGAGAAGACCCUCCAAGAUAGACAGGCCAAAGAAGGAGUAGAUAUGAAAAUUGUGAAAUUCGCUGACAAAAUGCAGACAGAAGUGACAGCUAAAAGGGGAGAGAUUGACAAACUUAACAGCCAAGUUCGCUGGAUGGAAGAGAGAAUUGAAGUUUUAGAAAAGGUCAAAAAGGAAAUGGAAGCGAAGUGUGUCAACCUUCAGGAGAAUGUGAAGAAGUUGACCAAUGAAAACAAAGGCCUGUGUGAAGAGAUAUUCAGCCAUAAGAGAAAGCAUCAGGACCUUAAAGUUCGUGCGAGUAAGCUUCAAUCCGGUCUGGAGAAGGCAGCUGUGAAAAAUUCCUGUGCUCAGAGAGAAGCGGAGAAGCUAGAGCAGGAAAUCACCAGACUCAAGAUAAAUCACAAACUGGAGAUAAAGGAGGCACAGUCCGGGGGUCAGGGAACUAAGCCAAGCCAGCCAGCGCAGACUAAGGUCUCUAAUACAGACGUUGGCACCAAUAGCCCUAAAGCAACAUUUGCUUCACCGCACCAGGAGCCAUGCCAGUCUCUUGAUGCUUUCACAGAGAUAGGUACCCAAUUAAAAUCCCUUUUGUCAGAAGUAAAAUCCCUUAUGUCAAACCAAGGCAUAGGAGACAAAAUCAGAGAGUCGGGGAAGGAGACAAAGGAUGCACUGAAUGGAGGAGGAGAGGUGGUCAGCCCUAAAGUAGUCCCUAAGUGGGAGUUAGAGGCUGAGAGGAUCAACAGUCUAACAAAACAACACAGCAAACCUUCAGGUAUGACUGAGUGGACAUCGACCCCAAGUAGAUCACUCGUACCUACUUGCGAGGUGAAUGACGUCUCUCAGCAGUCGUUGUCAUUGUCAGACAUCUCUGCUGGUAUUAACAUGGAGGACACAUCUGAACCAGGAAGUCCAAUUGUGAGGAAAUUCAACAGUUGGCACACAAAUCAAGGUUCUUCCAGUCACAGGGCAUCAGCUUCCUACAGCUGUAAUAACAUGUCAGAUGUGACCACUUCUGCUUCCUCAGCCCAGAUGGCGGAUACGUGGGCAAUGUGUAAACGUUUGGAAGCCAAGAUGGCGUCUCUGUCCGAGAUGGGUGAAAGUCUCCAGAGGGAAAACAAAGAAAUGGCAGAUUUGGUUAAAGUCCAAGGGAAAAAACUUCAACGAAUGAGAAAUUCUGAGAGCAAGGUUCACAAGAAGAGAUGA